AUGACUGACCAGCUUGGGGUUGGCCGAGCACGCGACGUCGCAGGCCCCAGGCACGGGUGUGAGGCACGUGGCGCUCACCGCGCAGCCGUCUUUGCGAUCUGUGCCACGUGCGUGGCCGCAGGUGUCGCCACGCUGGGAGUUAGACGGCUCGCACCCGCCUUCAGACAGAGCCACGGCGGUGUUUCAACCGCGACCCCUAGCUUUGCAACUGCUAGCGAUGACUGCGAUGUUCGCUACACUUGGGACACUCGUGACUGGGUGGUCGAUUAUCUGCGACCGACCGCGGACCUCGGCGGCAAAGCCUCGCGGAAAGCACCGUUCGACAUCCCGAUGGCCAACAAGAAGGCGGCCCUCUUGGUGAAUAAUUCUUAUCCUGGGCCGCUCGUGGAGGCGUACGAGGACCAGCUGGUCUGCGUCACGGUCGUCAACAACAUGCUGUCGGAGUCCAUCUCGAUCCAUUGGCACGGCGUCAAGAUGCGCGGCUACCCGUCCAUGGACGGCGUCUACGGGGUCACGCAGGCGGGCAUCGCGCCGCAGGGCGGUGUCUUCACCUACCGCUUCAAAGCCAAUUCCGGCACCCACUUCUGGCACGCGCACAUGCAGGCGCUGCAGGCCGACCGCGGCCUCAAGGGCCCCAUUGUCAUCCACAAGCGCAGCGACCCGCAUGCCUCGCUGUAUGACGAGGAGCGCAUCGUGGCGCUCAGCGACGAGUGGCCGAGCGCGGAGGCGUGCCUGAGGGCCGAGGGCGCGCAGCCGGGAAACCCCGUGUGCGCCGAGAUAGACAAGGCAUCGUGGAACGGUGUCUGGGGGGACGGCUCCGACGAGUACCCCUGGCCACUGAUCACCGUGGAGCAGGGCAGGUGCUACCGCCUCCGCUUCAUCGGCAUGAUGGGGCAGACGCAGAAUUUCUUGAUCGACAUGGCUGGCCACAACAUGACAUUGAUCGCCGUCGAUGGCGCCGACGUUGUGCCUGUGAACGUCACCCAGUUCAAUCUCCAUGCCGGCGAGCGCGCGGACGUGGUCGUCUGUGCAGAUCAGGAGCCAGGCAAUUAUUUGAUGACUGCGACGUACGAUUUGGCUUGCUUCUUGGAGAAGGCCCCCGCGCCGCACAUGCCCAAGGUGGACUCCUGCAAAUUUUGGGCCUUUCUCCACUACGAGGGACAGGCGCCCCCCACAAGCAAGGCCAGCAAGCACUUCCUCGGAGGAUACAGCCCUCCGGCUGGCACCGCUGGCGGCAAGAAUCCGGGCAAGGGCACGGGCAUCAUCUGGAACACGAACGAGCGCUCAUCCUGGAGCUCUGUCAGGAACCUGGAGGUGGCCCCAGAACCGGAGCAGGCGGACGUGACUUACAUCCUCGACGUGGGUGUUGUCGGCCCGCAGUUUACUCCCGUCGACCCCUACGCGACGACCGACCGCAUGUACAUGUUCACGAACCGCACGCCCUGGAAGAAGCCACUGACCCCGCUGCUGCACACGAGGGGGCAGUGCGGGGCGGAGGGCGUCCCGUUCAUAGAGGUGCCCAAAAACGCCACCACCGUCGAGCUGAUCAUCAACAACUUGUCUCCCACGGCCCAUGUCCUCCACAUGCACGGCACGUCCUUCUCCGUGAUCGACUACGCCCCCUACUCGGAGUCGUGGUGCAGCGCUGGCCACUUCGAGUGCUUCUUCCUCCCCCUGUCCGUAGCGAAGACACUGGACUGCCCUGGCGCCCGGGCUGGAGACCCUGGCACCAAGUUCCCGUACGACGCGUACUGGGGUUGCCCCUACGACGCCGAGAAAGACGGCAAGGGCCGCAUGCUGGAAGCGCCGCUGCAGAAAGACAUGAUAAGCCUCUGGCGCCGCAGCUGGGCGGUCAUCCGGUUCAAGGCGGACAACCCCGGUGUGUGGCUUUUCCACUGCCACAUGGAGCAGCACAUCGGAUCCCCACCGGGCAGGUCAUGGCAUUCAGCAUUCGACCCCAGGAGCAGCCCCCGAUCCCGUACGGCGUGCCGACGGAGGGCCCGUGCCCAGUCUGGUCCAGGCCGUAGGCCCCCCCCCCCCAGGGGAGGCAGACAUCUGCCCCAGCCAGGGGCAGGCAGGGGCUGCAGGAGGAGGCGGAGGAGGAGCGGCAGCGCAACGGGCGCACAUCCAGCGGCAGCGCAGCGGGCGUAUGGUCCCGACUGGUACAGCAGGCCGCGCUGCGCAGUGGGCGGGGAUGGCCGCCCGGCAGCUUCCCGUGUCCACUGGCGCGUCCACUGGCACAUCUUGGAGGGAUAUGCGGAAUACGAGGAGGAGCAUGCGAAUAAGGAUGAUCCUCAUUGCACCAGAUUUGGGCGAACCAUGGUGCAGUGUCGGUGA
Messenger RNA from Prorocentrum cordatum, 2337 nucleotides. The record is from the annotation of a GenBank genome assembly. Lineage: Eukaryota; Dinophyceae; Prorocentrales; Prorocentraceae.